UUUUUUUUUUUUUUUUUUUUGCUGGUGGGGAUGACUCGUCACGUGCAUACCGGAGACGCGGAGGCGCGAGAGCCUCUCCUCAGCAGUGCCUACCUGAAGCCAAACGAGCUGGACUCAGAUGAAGGUGAAGUAAUUUUCGAAAGGAGUGUAUCAAACACCACCAGUGACGCUGGUGAUGCUCCACAUAGAAGAUUAACAUAUGAGGAAGCAGUGGAGAAAGCAGGUUUUGGUUUGUUCCACUGGCUGCUGCUGGUGGUGUGUGGUUGGGCCAAUGCCAGCGACGCCGUGGAGAUUCUCUGUGUGUCUUUUCUGCUGCCAACAGCACGCUGUGAUCUGCUGCUGAGCUCUUCAGACAUGGGCCUGCUCACUGCCAGCAUCUUCCUCGGAAUGAUGGUGGGUGGUUACAUGUGGGGAUACUUGGCUGACCAGAGAGGGCGUCGCAGGGUCUUGAUUGUGUCCCUGACAAUUAACGGGUUGUUUGGAGGUCUGGCCAGCGUGGCGCCUUGGUUCUGGCUUAUCCUGCUGCUGCGGUUCAUCAGCGGCAUCGGUGUUGGCGGGUCGAUCCCAGUUAUCUUCUCCUACUUCUCAGAGUUUAUGCCCCGUCUGAGGAGAGGUGCAAUGAUCAGUGCUCUGGCCACCUUCUGGAUGGCAGGAAACAUCCUGGCUGCAGGUCUUGCCUGGCUGGUGAUUCCAAGAACCUGGGCACAUUUUUCACUGGGAUCACUGGAGUUUCAGAGCUGGAGACUGUUCGUGGUGCUGUGCUCUGUUCCCAGCCUCACGUCAGCCAUUCUCUUCAAGCUGCUCAUGCCUGAAAGCCCCAAGUUCCUCAUGGAGGCUGGCCGAGAGACAGAGGCGAUCCACGUCUUCCAAGUGAUGUUUAAGCUGAACACAUGGAGGAAGGGAAAGGAUUUACCGGAAUUUGGUUUGUGCACCAGCUCAAAGCAAAAAGGGGAAGUGGAGGAGACCAGAGGUCGUGGUUCACGUGGAGGGAGACUCGCCAGUAUUUUGAAAAAGGCCUUGGUGCCCAUUAAACAGAUGUUUCGUGGAUCGCUCAAAUGCAGGAGCAUUUCUCUGCUCAUCAUCUUCUACUGCAUCUCCUUCGGGUACUACGGUCUGUGGAUGUGGUUCCCGGAGCUCUUUAAGAGAAUUGAGGACGGUGGUUCUCCCUGUGCCAACGGGUCCGUGACGUCUCCUCUCCACGACCAAAGCUGCUACCCAGUGAAGACGGCAGUGUACAUGGAGGGCUUCAUCAUUGCCGCAGCAAACCUACCAGGAAACAUCUUCACCAUUCUUAUGAUGGACAGCGCUGGAGGAAAAGCUCUGCUGUCCUUCAGCCUGGUGGUGUCCAGUCUCAGCGUCUUCCUCAUUUAUGUGGUCCAAACCAAAGUCCAGAGUCUGAUCCUGUCUUGCGUCUUCAGCGGCGUGUCAGUGAUUGCCUGGAACGCCUUGGACGUGAUUGGAACAGAGCUCUACCCGACGCAGCUACGGUCCUCUGCUCUCGGUUUUUUCACCGGCGUGGGCCGAGUGGCAGCCAUCACGGGUAACAUCACCUUUGGAAAGCUGGUGGACACAAACUGCGCCGUGCCAGUGCUGCUGGUGUCGGCUCUCCUGCUGACCGGAGGACUCGUGGCUCUCCUGCUCCCACAAACCAGGCAGACUGAGCUCACCUGACGGCUCAGACUCUACAUCACAUUAUUUUAUAUGAAUAAAUUAUUAGCAAACGUCGUCUUAAUGUCCUUGUGGAAGCAGACUGGAGGAUGGAAUGCCUUUGUUCUCUGAUUGUUUAUCUCCUGUUUCUGCUCCCAGAGGAUGGUUCUGUGCCUUCUGUCAUCGCUCUGUGCCUUUUUAUGUUGCCUCGUUUAAAAUGCCAAAAAUAAUAGAAACUGUCAAAAGACGGUGGGGACAGUAUUCAGGGGAGUGAGUCAGGAGAAAAAGAAAUGCAGGUUUACAACAGUGUCUAUAUUGUGAGCUCGUGAGGAUCAAAAUUCUUACCAGAUGUGAGUCAGUGUGAAGGAUGCCUUUAGAAAGUGUGUCAGUCUCUAAACUUAUCUCCUAACUUAUCUUAUAUGUUGAACAUGAUUAUGGAAGUAUGAGUGAUUGCUUAAGGAGGUUACUAUGGGCAUUAUUUAAUGAACAAUAAUGUCUUGAUGGAUGUUUCAAGCUUCUACAUCGUUACUACUCCAGAGUUUUACCAUGAGUGAAAGAUACGUCUGAAGGAAAACACACACUCCACAUUUCAUUUUACAUGUAUGCAUACAGUACACCUUUAGAGGAACUCAGGAUCUUUUUAGCUGCUAACGUUAAUCAUUCUUUGCCCAAUCUGUGACUUUAUUUGCACAAACUGGACCAAACCAGUUCAACAUUCCUGUGAAAACCAAAGACUAAACAUAACUUCAGAUCACAAUCAAACAGAUUAACAAACCUUUAUAUCAGCCUGAGUCGCUGCAUUGUUUAUGGGCUCAUAUUCCCAGCAGGGAAUCAUUAAAGCUGUCUGUACUUUGUGACUGCUGAAGCUUUUUCUUUUUUAAUAAACAAUUUUCAACUUUU
Messenger RNA from Epinephelus lanceolatus (giant grouper), 2547 nucleotides. RefSeq names its product synaptic vesicle glycoprotein 2 (gene sv2). Gene Ontology annotation, molecular function: transmembrane transporter activity. Gene Ontology annotation, cellular component: membrane. The record is from RefSeq and is a predicted model, not a curated record. NCBI's taxonomy places the organism in Eukaryota, Metazoa, Chordata, Actinopteri, Perciformes, Serranidae. Gene Ontology annotation, biological process: transmembrane transport.